ACACUCCAUCCGAAUUGGAAUAAAAAACCAAAGAAAAGAAAGCUGUCAUGGCAAUUGGCAAGUGAUAAUAAUAGCAAACUAAUUAUACGUUUCUUUUCUUCCCCGUCUCAACUCAAUUCCAUUCUCUUCUCUGAGUCUCAACCUAAUUCCCCAUUCAUCCAUCUUUACGUGUUUGUUGGAUUCCAUGGCCAAAAGCUCCUUCAAGCUUGAACAUCCCUUGGAAAGAAGACAGGCUGAGUCUGCUCGCAUUAGAGACAAGUAUCCUGAUAGAAUACCUGUGAUUGUUGAGAAAGCGGAAAGAAGUGACAUCCCAGACAUCGAUAAGAAGAAGUACCUUGUCCCAGCGGAUUUGACUGUUGGUCAGUUUGUUUAUGUUGUCCGUAAAAGGAUUAAGGUCAGUGCGGAGAAGGCUAUUUUUGUUUUUAUCUACAACACUCUACCUCCAACUGCCGCUUUGAUGUCUUCUAUUUAUGAGGAAAAUAAGGACGAUGAUGGGUUUCUUUACAUGACAUACAGUGGAGAGAACACUUUCGGCUCCCACUAGGGUCCAAAUUUAUGAUAUACUCUGUAAAUAGAUGCUGCAAGAUGUAAACUUUCUGCUGUCGAUAGUCAAUGCCUAUCAUGUUUAUUGCUUAUGGUUUACGUAUCUAUUGAGCAGUUAUUUUGCUGCUUUGAUUAUGUGCAUUAUCUUUACAUUAUGGAUUUCAAUAUAUGAACUUAGAUUUUAUGCUCUCA
Messenger RNA from Glycine soja, 735 nucleotides. Its product is annotated as autophagy-related protein 8C-like. Gene Ontology annotation, biological process: cellular response to nitrogen starvation. The record is from RefSeq and is a predicted model, not a curated record. The transcript is spliced from 6 exons. Bases 185 to 544 code for a protein of 119 amino acids. Lineage: Eukaryota; Viridiplantae; Streptophyta; Magnoliopsida; Fabales; Fabaceae.